AUGAGGAGCUACUAUGUUUAUCCUGCUGACUAUGGCAAGACACCGCCAAAAGGCUGGACAGUCGACAAAGAGGAGAUGGGCUACGACAUCUACUGGGCUAAGGAAAGUGGCGCUGGUCAAAGAAUGGCUAGAAGGCACGGCCUGGAAUGGGCGAAACCGAUCAUGCGUUGUGAUACGGAUUCUGGCGACUGCCUACACAUGUUUCAGUCUGGCGGCAAGUGCUACAUCUGGAACCCCAUCGAAGGCAAUAUUUGGGAGAUUAUGGUAUCGAUGGAUGUGGUGGAAAUUGUGACGCAGAUGGACAAGUUGGGACUCAAAUCGCUACCGGUUAAGAAGAUAGAUCAAAUAUCUUCCUGCUGA
Messenger RNA from Rhinocladiella mackenziei CBS 650.93, 360 nucleotides. RefSeq lists its product as uncharacterized. The record is from RefSeq and is a predicted model, not a curated record. Bases 1 to 360 code for a protein of 119 amino acids. The transcript has a single exon. NCBI's taxonomy places the organism in Eukaryota, Fungi, Ascomycota, Eurotiomycetes, Chaetothyriales, Herpotrichiellaceae.